Limanda limanda (common dab) is the source of this 3160-nucleotide messenger RNA. It is a transcript of the gene plcd4b, whose product is annotated as phospholipase C, delta 4b. Gene Ontology annotation, biological process: lipid metabolic process; intracellular signal transduction. The record is from RefSeq and is a predicted model, not a curated record. The transcript is spliced from 16 exons. NCBI's taxonomy places the organism in Eukaryota, Metazoa, Chordata, Actinopteri, Pleuronectiformes, Pleuronectidae. Bases 265 to 2532 code for a protein of 755 amino acids. Gene Ontology annotation, molecular function: phosphatidylinositol-4,5-bisphosphate phospholipase C activity; calcium ion binding.
GAGAGAGCCAGAUUCCCCCUCUGGACGAUCCCGGUCUUCUAAUGCCCGGAGCUCAGCUCACAGUCCCUGGACUCUCCUUCAUCUGGACCUCACUGUCCACAGGAACGUGCACACCUCCCCAAACCUGCUCUCAACCCCGGAUCUUACCCUUGAACCAGAUGAGGCCCUUUCUGGGAGAGCAGCUCUGAAGGGCUGACUAAUAACAUCCCCAGUGAAAUCUCUACUUCUGCAGCAAAUUUCCUUUGGCAUGAUUCGAAGUUAGCGAUGGAUCCCGAAGGCUCUCAUAUCCAAGAUGAUCCACAUGUCAAGGUCAUGAUGGCGGGCUCAACUCUGAGGAAAGUCAAGUCCCGCUCGUGGAAGAAGCCGCGGCACUUCCGCCUCCUGGAGGACGGCCUGACCAUCUGGUACAAGUCCAGAUGGGCAGGGAAGGGUCACUCCACCUUCUCGGUGACCGAGUUGGAGGCCGUGCGCGAGGGCCACCAGUCCGAGGUCCUGCUGAGCAUCGCCGAGGAGUACCCCGCUGACCUCUGCUUCACCUUGGUGUUCCAUGGUCGCCAAGGCAACCUGGACCUAGUGGCGGACUCCCCCGAGGAGGCGCGGGCCUGGAUCCAGGGGGUGCGCAAGUUAAUUCACAAGGCUCAGACGAUGGACGAGAAGGAGAGGCUGGACCAGUGGGUCCGGGACUGGUUCCAGAAAGCUGACAAGAACAAAGACGGCAAGAUGAACUUCAAGGAAGUGCGCAAACUGCUGAAGAUGAUGAACGUGGACAUGAAUGAAGAACAUGCUCUCCAUCUCUUUACGAUGGCCGAUAAGUCCGAGAGCGGCUCUUUGGAAAUCGAGCAGUUUGUCCACUUCUACAAGAUCCUGACCCAGCGGGACGAGGUGUGGAAGGUGUUCCAGGACUACUCUGGGGACGGAGAGAAGCUGCUGGUGGACGAGCUGGAGAGCUUCCUGAGGAUGGAGCAGCACGGGGGGGAGCGGAGUACCCAGAAUGCCCGGGAGCUGAUCGAUCGCUACGAGCCCUCUGAGACAGCCAAGAAACAAGGUGCCAUGUCUCUCGAUGGCUUCCAGAUGUACCUGUGCUCCCAGGAGGGCUCCAUAUUUCACCCUGAGCACCAGGGUCUGUACCAGGACAUGAGCCAGCCGCUCAGCCACUACUUCAUCUCCUCCUCACACAACACCUACCUCCUGGAGAACCAGCUCCGAGGACACAGCAGCCUGGAGGCCUACAUCCAGGCCCUGAAGAGAGGCUGUCGCUGUGUAGAGCUGGACUCCUGGGACGGCAGUGAUGGGGAACCUGUCGUGUAUCAUGGUCACACUUUGACUUCUAAGAUUCUCUUUAGAGACAUCAUUUCAACACUCAAAGAAUACGCCUUCAAGGCGUCAGACUUCCCGGUGAUUCUGUCCCUUGAGAAUCACUGUGGUGUGGAGCAGCAGGCGCUCAUGGCCCAGCACCUCCGCCAAAUCCUGGGUGACACGCUGCUGACCACGCCGCUGGACGGACAGAUGCCUCAGCAGCUUCCUUCUCCACAGGAACUGAAGGGGAAAAUCUUGCUGAAAGCCAAGAAGAUCGGUGGUCUAGAAAACUGUCUGGAUGAAACCCUGACGGAUGAAGUCAGCGACGAAGAGGAGUUGGCAAACGAUGAUGCUGAGAGCCUGUCUGCCGGAGACCCCCCCGCUGGGUGUGUGAAUGACAAUAAAAAGAACUCCAAGUCCAAGCUGUCGAGGGAGCUGUCGGACUUGGUGGUUUAUUGCAAGAGCGUGCACUUCCACGGCUUUGAGCACGCUCGCUCUCACAGCAAGUGCUACGAGAUGUCCUCUCUGUCUGAGUCCAAGGCCAAGAGGCUGGCGAAGGAAGCAGGGACAGAUUUCGUGCAGCACAACUCGAGGCAGCUGAGCAGGAUUUACCCCAGCGGCCUCAGGACCGACUCUUCCAACUACAACCCACAGGACAUGUGGAACGUGGGCUGUCAGAUCGUGGCUCUGAACUUCCAGACAGCCGGACUGGAAAUGGAUCUGAACGACGGGCUGUUCAGGCAGAACCAGCGCUGCGGCUACAUCCUCAAGCCGGACUUCAUGAGAGACGGCAGAGCUCCGUUCAGUCCAGAGAAACCUGGGGAGCUGCAGGGCUACACACCACUCCGCUUAUCCAUUCAGGUGAUCAGUGGACAGCAGCUGCCAAAGGUGAACCAGAAGGAGGGCUCCAUCGUGGACCCCCUGGUGAGAGUGGAGAUCUAUGGAGUGCCACAGGACCAGGCCAAGGAGGAGACCAGUCACAUUAACAACAAUGGAUUCAACCCAUUGUGGAAUGAAACUCUGAAUUUCAUCAUCCACACCCCGGAGCUGGCGCUGGUCCGCUUCGUGGUGGAGGAUUACGACAAGGCGUCCAGGAACGACUUCAUUGGACAGUUCACUCUUCCAUUCACAUGCAUCCAAGCAGGAUUCCGUCACAUACAUCUGCUCUCGAGAGACGGAACAGCCAUCCCUCCCUCCUCCAUCUUCGUCAACAUCAGCAUCUCAGAGCUCACAUGAAGGAGUCACGGCCGCAGAGAUGAAGUCAGAGCUUGGUCGCACGUCCAAUUUCUACAUAAAUAUUUGAAUUUAGUCUCAUGUGUCAUACUGAAGGUUUUCCACAGGUUUGAAACAGAAACACGACUCGGCUUUUUGAUUUUACUGAAACAAGGAUGUUGGAUUUCUCUUGUUAUUUGCAAAUUGACUCAAUUAUUUGGAAUCAUAAGCGACUUUGUGAAAACGUCAGGUGUUGAUGAAAGUAAAACAUUCCAAAGUUAAAGGUCAAACUUCCGCAUGGAUCGAUUUCUGUUCUUGUGCCUAUAACACGCAAUUCUGCACAUCAUGCUUUAAUGGAAAUAUUUCCCACAAGCUUUUAAUGAUCUAAUGGUUUAUGGAGAUGGGGGAUUGCUGCAUGUCUGAUUUACAUGUACGGAACAUGAAGAAGAGUUUCUGAGAAACAACCAAAUGUCCAGUUUUUAAAAUGUGUAAUGAUAGAAUGUGAAGAAUUACAUAUCAGUAUUACAUAAUAAUAAUUAUUACUAAGUGCUCAUAGCUUUGCAUCGUGUUGGUUAACCUACAAUUAUGCUUGAGUUUGUUUCUCUUUACUUAUGUACAAAUUCCACAAAAGUAUGUUGUGUAUAAUGUGUAU